Messenger RNA from Cuscuta campestris, 1111 nucleotides. The record is from the annotation of a GenBank genome assembly. NCBI's taxonomy places the organism in Eukaryota, Viridiplantae, Streptophyta, Magnoliopsida, Solanales, Convolvulaceae.
GCUAUUCCAUCCUCUCCCACACCUACUCCCUAUACAUACAUACUCCCCAUCUUCUUCCUCCCUCUUCUUCUACAACAUUCCCUCCUCUCUCUCGAUUUCUCCGAUCACUCCUCUCAGCAUCUCGAUCUCCCCAUGGCUGACGCAGAAGCCCAGACGGCCGUGCCCGUGGAGGUUGUGGAGCAGCCGCCGCCCCCCGUUCCGGAACCCGAACCCCUCAAAGCCGCUCCCAAAGACCUAGCAGAAGAGAAGGCUGUUAUAGUCUCUCCCGCUGUUCCUCCUCCCCACGUGGAAGAGAAGGAGAAGGAGAAAUCAGACGCCGCCGACGACGACUCCAAAGCUCUUGUCCUCCUCGAUCCCAAAGCUCCUGAACCAGAAAAGGAAGAAGAGAAAAAAGAGGGAGGAUCUAUUGAUAGAGAUAUAGUGCUUGCUAGAGUAGCUACUGAGAAGAAGCAUUCGCUCAUCAAAGCCUGGGAAGAGAGUGAAAAGGCAAAAGCUGAGAACAAAGCUCAAAAGAAGCUAUCUGAAAUUGUCUCAUGGGAAAACAAGAAGAAAGCAACCAUAGAAGCUGAUCUGAAAAAGAUUGAGGAAAAGCUGGAGAUACAAAAGGCAGAAUACAUUGAGAAAAUGAAGAACAAGAUUGCAAUGCUGCACAAGGAAGCUGAGGAAAAGAGAGCCAUGAUCGAAGCCAAACGUGGAGAAGAACUUAUCAAGGCAGAGGAGUUGGCAGCCAAACACCGUGCCACCGGAACCAUUCCAACCAAGGCAUGUGGCUGUUUCUGAAGCUCUUUUAAGUUAUCAUUGAAGUUGUGUUUGUAAAGUUUGUUUCUUGGCUGGUUGAUUUAUUUAUUCAUAAACAGUGAUAUUUAGAAGUGUUGUGUGCUGGGGGUGUAGAAAGAAAAAAAAAAUUGUUGUUCAUUGUUAAUGUGUGCAUUAUUUGAGAGUAUAUAACAGAUAAAAACAUGCAAUGUAAGAGUGUGAUGUGUUCUUUUUAUUCAUUCAAAGUUGUAAGAUCAACAGUGACUGUAGAUGCUGCAAAAUUAUAUGACAAAAUUGAUAGUUUGUUUGGAUCAAAAUGGUUCGAACUUUCCCUUUGACCAUUAUCAUGUUUGUG